AUGAAAAUCUAGUAAUGCUUCAAAGAGCCCAUAGGUAUGCCCACGUAAACUUUGUUUCCAUCACCUUUCUUCCCAUAUUUCCUCCCACUUUCAGGGCCUUUUUUUGUUCCUUUAAGGGCCUCAUUUACUAGAAUUAAACCCAGUAAAGGCAGAGAGAGACCUCAAAAAAAGGAAACAGAACAUCUAGAGUGUUUGAGGAGAUGAAGAAUGAUGAUCAAGCAAGGUUCUUGUUUGGGAUUUCACUAUCUGAUAGACCCAAAUGGCAACAAUUCCUUAUUUGCUCUUCUGGUUUCUUCUUUGGUUAUCUCGUUAAUGGCUUAUGUGAGGAGUAUGUAUACAAUCGACUAGGAUUCAGUUAUGGGUGGUAUUUUACCUUUGUUCAAGGCUUUGUAUAUCUAUUUCUCAUACGUUUACAGGGUUUCACCACCAAGCAAAUGGUGAACCCGUGGAAAACUUAUGUGAAGCUCGCUGUUGUACUCAUGUGUUCUCAUGGAUUAACAAAGGGCUCCUUGGCUUAUCUAAACUAUCCAGCACAAAUCAUGUUCAAAUCGACUAAGGUACUACCAGUAAUGGUAGUGGGCACCUUUAUGCCUAGCUUGAGGAGAAAAUACCCGGUUCAAGAAUAUGUCUCGGCCGUUCUUUUUGUUGGGGGGUUGAUAUUUUUCACAUUAGCAGAUGCCAAUACUUCUCCAAACUUCAGUAUCAUCGGUGUCAUUAUGAUUACUGGUGCUCUGGUGAUGGACUCUUUUCUUGGUAAUCUGCAGGAAGCAAUUUUUACCAUGAAUUCCGAUACCUCUCAGAUGGAGAUGCUAUUCUGCUCAACAGUUGUUGGCGCACCUGUUCUACUUCUGCCGAUGAUACUAACAGGAGAACUUUUUGUUGCAUGGAAAUCGUGUUCUGAGCAUCCAUAUGUUUAUGGGGUCUUGGUAUUCGAAGCAAUGGCCACGUUUAUUGGUCAAAUUUCAGUUUUAUCACUCAUUGCUAUUUUUGGGGCUGCCACUACUGCUAUGGUAACAACAGCAAGAAAGGCAGUGACAUUGUUGUUAUCAUACUUGAUCUUUACUAAGCCACUAACCGAACAACAUUGCUCCGGAUUGCUGUUAAUAUCGAUGGGAAUUGUUUCGCGGCUCUUGCCUGACAGUAAAUCUCCCCCACGAGCUGUGAAAUCGGAUAACACAACUAGGAGAAGUCAUCACAAAGAGGCAAACCUAUCACCAGAAAAUAUUGCAGAUGAAGAGAAGAGACCAUUAGUGUGAGCUUGAAAAAGAAAAUAAGUUUAGUUGCUGCUAACCACUUCUUGUGUUCUAUUUUGUUUUUUGUUUUUCUUAAGCCACUUUGCUUUCUCUUGAAAGAUUUAAAAUUUAUAUUUUUGGUUGAAAAACACAGGGAUAUAACAGAAUAAAGUUUUUUGUUGAAUUUUAGAACUCCCAAAAAAGAUUAAGGGAAUUCUUUAAUUUAGAUGGUGCUUUCUGUAUAUGUAAUUAUGUAUGUAUAUGGAAUGGAAUUUAGUAUAUUCCUUCCCUUGAUCCCCA
Lycium ferocissimum is the source of this 1532-nucleotide messenger RNA. RefSeq names its product UDP-galactose/UDP-glucose transporter 2-like. Gene Ontology annotation, molecular function: transmembrane transporter activity. Gene Ontology annotation, cellular component: Golgi membrane; endoplasmic reticulum membrane. The record is from RefSeq and is a predicted model, not a curated record. Gene Ontology annotation, biological process: transmembrane transport. Bases 201 to 1256 code for a protein of 351 amino acids. NCBI's taxonomy places the organism in Eukaryota, Viridiplantae, Streptophyta, Magnoliopsida, Solanales, Solanaceae. The transcript has 8 exons.